AUGGACCCCCCACGCAAACCGCCAACAACAACGCACCUAAAACCCCCUCCACACCACACUCCCCGACAAACCUCAACAUCCCCAACCCCAAGCGCAUCAGCACCCGCACCACCACGCGCCCCCGUAACCGCCCACUCAAGCGCCACAAUUUCCGAAUCCUCCAUCUUCCAAGGCACACACCCGAUCUCGAUCGGCGCGGGGACGGUCAUCCACCCACGAACCCGAAUCUACUCGUUCCACGGGCCCGUCAUAAUCGAAGAAACGUGCAUUAUUGGCGAGAAGAGCGUUUUGGGGACGCCGCCCAACAUAUCCCCAGAUUCGGCCGGGACGGGAGGCCUAGGGACAGGGAUGGGGGCUAGUGAAAGCAGCAGCAGCGCUAUACCGAUCACGAUCUCAGCAAACGUGACUCUCGGUCCGGGGGUGACGGUUCACGCGGGUACUCGGUUACAAACAGGGGUGUUAGUCGAAGCAUUGGCGACGAUCAAUCGCCGAGUAACAAUCGGAGCGCAUUCAAAAGUCUGCGCAGGAUGCUCGGUCUCCGAGAACACGACGCUGAAGGAAUGGAUGGUUGUUUGGGGGUCAGCGGGGACGGGGCAGCGACGGAGAGUGCGGGCUCAGGGGAAGAUGAGCUCGGCGACAGCGGCGGCGCAGGGAGGACAGGCUCUUGAGGCCGGGGUGAUUGAGGAGGCGAGGUUGAUGGUGUUGAAUAAGGAGAGAGAGGCGUUGGCGAGGUUGAUUGGGGCGUCGGCGAGUUCGGGGAGACGGAGGUGA
Messenger RNA from Aspergillus affinis, 771 nucleotides. RefSeq names its product transferase hexapeptide domain protein. Gene Ontology annotation, cellular component: dynactin complex. The record is from RefSeq and is a predicted model, not a curated record. The coding region runs from base 1 to 771 and encodes 256 amino acids. Lineage: Eukaryota; Fungi; Ascomycota; Eurotiomycetes; Eurotiales; Aspergillaceae. Gene Ontology annotation, molecular function: dynein complex binding. Gene Ontology annotation, biological process: mitotic spindle organization. The transcript has a single exon.